Molecule: messenger RNA, 4756 nt
Organism: Camelus dromedarius (Arabian camel)
Lineage: Eukaryota; Metazoa; Chordata; Mammalia; Artiodactyla; Camelidae
Exons: 12
Coding region: 48-1037 (329 amino acids)
Source: RefSeq, a predicted model, not a curated record
GAGAGGCCCCUGUCAUCACUGUCAGUAUCAUCAUCAUCAUCGUCAUCAUGGAAUGGAUUCCUCUGGAAGAUUCUAGGAAAAUAAAGAGAUGGAUGGGGAGACACGUAGAUCUCUCGCUUCUUGCUCCUCCGUCCAUCUCUCUCCCUCCGCUUUUCCCUUCCUCUCCUACUCCUCCCAUUUUCUCCCCCUCCCAUCUUCCCCCUCCCUCGAUUCCCCAGUGUAUCUCCCAGAACCCAGAGCGGAUCGCUGGCCCUCCCGCGCAUGCCCACGGUUGGAUGCCAGCUGGACCGCGGGUCCGAAGAUCCAGCUCCGAGCCAGGGAUCAGCCCCAGUGGCUGCUCGGCUCUGUUGCCAGGUCCAGCUCAGUGGCGUGGACACUGUUCCCUGGGGCUGAGAUUCUCUGGCUGCAAAGCCCAGCUUCUCCUGGCAGAGACUCGGGAAAAGAGAGCGCCAACGCUGAGCAUGCUUCUUUCUUCCCUCUCAGUGUUUCUGCCCCAGGGCGCAUGUGGAAACAUGAGGGGGUUUGUGCCUGCAGGACGUGAUGCUUCAGGACUCCCUGGUCCAUCACCAUUUAUUCUGAAGCUGCUCCUGUCAGUGAAUGAUUUUCUGUGGCUUGGAGUCCAUUGGAAAGGUACAGUGGAGCUUCCCGGGGGCUCCACGACGUGCGACACCACAGCAGACCGAGGGCAGAAGUGCUUGCGGGGACCCGGCUCACUUGUGUUGAGCCAGACGCUGAGCCUGAGGUGCUGUGUUCGGCCUCUGUCAUCUGUCAUUAUCCUGCUGAGACUUGUUGCCAAGCUGGGGCUCAGAGGUUCCAGGGCAGCUCACUUCCUGCCGAGGCAACCAACAGACACCGCCCAGGUACCACUACCCACACAAGAACGAGUAGGGAGACUUCCAGACCACCAAAGGGUCAUGGGCCUCGUCACCAUCACUGACCGCUUGGCCAAGGACUGGCUGCAGAUCGAGGAGCUACCUGUGCAGAGGAGCUGUGUGGCAACACGCAGGACAAUUCGUGGCUCUUCGUCUUUGUGCUGAAGGGCGAGCUCACAGAGCAGCUGUGCAAUGAUGUGGCCUUGUACCCCAGCUACGAGGACUGUGGGAAGGUGGAGAAGAGGAUCAAGGACUUCAUCAAGUCGCUCUUUAUCGUGCUCGAGUCCGAGCACCUGGACAGGGCCACCAACAAUUUUGGGGACAAGAUCCCCCUCCUCUGCAUCUCAUUUAAGAAGGACUUGGUGGGACUGGACACAGACAGCAGUGUAAGAAUGCCGGUGACUCAGUUAGAAGCAUGCUUCGAAGCUGUCCGUGUCCUUGCCAUCCAGAAACGGAGCCUGGAAGCUUCCAAAUUUCUCAGAAUGUGGUUUACUUUCACCUUCUACAGACUGAAUAUGGAUAAUCUGGAGCCUUGGAAAGGGACCGAGAUGGAAUUACUGCAGGGGGAUCCAGAUUCCAGAUUCAUUCCUUUGCCUGCAGAUACCCAGGUGUCCCUGCACCAUUCGUUGAAUAGACUAUUCUUUCAAUGGAGUGUUGUUGGCACCCUUGUGGAAAACUGACUGUAAACCUUUUUAAAGUCAUCACUGGAGUGCUACCUUCAGAGCAUCCCAAAUCAUCCACCACUGCCUGUUCUUCAGACACUGUAAGUUCCCAAGUUGGAGAAGGCUGCUGGCUGUUGAGGCAUUCUCUGGCACAUCUCUGGCUGGCUGAUGUGGGCUUCGCACCCAAGACUUGGCAGACAGUAACUAACCACGAUCACGUCCAUUUCUGGGACACUCAUGGAGGAUUUUAGACCUAUGCUAGUGGCAUACGUUAUUUCAUUUAGUUUUCCCAACAAUCAUAAUUAGAUUUUAUCACCUGUAUUAAUAAGGAAACUGUCAAAGCGAGUGACAUGCAGACUUCGGACUGGAACUCGGGUCUUUCUGAUCCCUGUCUCUAUUCCCUCCGCGGCCUAUCCUUCCAGAUGGCCAGGAGACUCUUCCUCUGUCUUGAGUUUCCUGCUGAUGUUACCACUAUCUUUGUUUCUAGGAGAGGAAAAGAAGUCUCAACUUACUUUCCAGUUGGAAAUGGAAUGGAGAGUUAACGUUGGAAGCCGGGAGAGUCUGUCCUGUGAUGAAGCGGUCUCCGAGCCACUUCCACUGGGACGUCACAUCACUGUCUGGGCCCCUUGCACAGCCUGUGCACAGCGUUCCGAGGAGAGAAUUCAGCAGUGCAGCAUCGUCUCCGAGCUCUAUGAGUUGAUCGGCUUCUACCGCAAGUCCGCCUUCUUCAAGCGGGUGGCCCCCGUGCAGCGCGCGGCCCCCGGCAUCCCGGAGCCUGGCGGGAAGGCCUGCUACCGACUCCUUCUGCAGACGCUUCCUGGCUACAGUUUGUCGCUGGACCUGCAGGACUUCAGCAAAGGUGUUGGAACUAAAACAUUGCUUCAGUCCCAUUAACCAUGCCUGGUUUGGGCCCUGCUGUCCUGUCUCAUCAGGGUGAAUUCUGAUUCGUGCAGAACAGGGCUCUGCAGACUUUUUCUGUCAAGGGCUUGGGAAUAACUAUUUCAGGGACUGCAAACCUCCUGAUCUCUGGUGCAGCUGCUCAGCUCUGCUGUUCAGACGCCAGAGCAGCCGGACAAUCCACACAGCCACAGAGCUUUAUUCACAGCAGUGGCUGGGGCCGGAUUGGGUGUGUGAACUGCAGUUUGUCCCCACAGCCCCCUCACUAUUGACGCCUGCACCAGAGCGUGCAUUUGCGACAAUGGGUGAACCUACACUGACACGUCAUCAUCACCCAGAGCCCAGACUUGACACUAGGAUUUACACUUGGUGGUGUGCACUCUGUGGGUUUGGACAGAUGUGCAAUGUCAUGUAUCCACCGUCACAGCAUCAUACAGAGUAGUCUGUCUUAGUGACCUUAAAAUGCUCCGUGCUGCACCUCAUUCAUUGCUCCUUCCCCUCUAGCCUCUGACAGCCACUGAUCUUUUAGUCUCUGUGGUUUUCCCUUUCCCAGAACACCAUACAGUUGGAAUCAGACAGUUGCGGAACCUUCCCAGAUUGGCUUCUUUCACUUAGUAAUAAGCAUUUAAGGUUCCUCCAUGUCUUUCCAUGCCUUGAUAACUCAUUUCAUUUUAGCACCAAAUAGUAGUCCAUUUUCUGCCUGGACCACAGUUUAUCCAUUCACCUACUGAAGGACAGCUUAGUUGCUUCUGAGUUCUGGUGAUUAUGAAUAAAGCUGCUAGUAACAUCUGUAUGCAGAUUUGUGUGUGGACAUAAGUUUCCAUUUCAUCGAGUAAACCCCAAGGAGCACAGUUGCCGGAUCGUAUGGUAGGAGUACGUUUAGUUUUGUAAAAAAUUGCCAGACCACCUACCAAAGCAUCUGGGCCCUUUUACAUUCCCACCAGCAAUGCAUGAGAAUUCCUGACGCUCCACAUCUUCACCAGCAUUCGGUGCUGUCAGUGUUCUGCGUUUUGGCAGUUCUGACAGGUGUGCAGUGGUACCUCGCUGUUUCAGUCUGCAUCCCCUUGAUGACAGAUGCUGUGGAGCAUCUUUCCAUAGACUUCUUUGGCAUCUAGAUUUCUUCUUGGAUGAGGUGUGUGUUCAGGCAUUUUGCUCAUUUUUUAAUCAGGUUGUUCAUCCUUCUUGUUGAGUUUAAAGAGAUUUUGGUGUAUUCUGGAUAUCAGCCCUUUAUCAGUGUGCCCCUGCCCUUCACCUGCAGCACCGGAGUUGUCCUUUUGGUCUCAGUGGAGUGUCAGCUCUUCAAAGAGGUUCCCUGUCUUCCCUCAGCCUAAAUACUGUCCUUGUAUUUUUCACUUUCAUUGACUCAUUUUGUUCUUUUUAAAUAGAAUUUCCCAUAAAUUGUAAGUACAUGAAAUAAAAAAAGGGCAAUGAUUGAACACCGCCUCCCCCGCCAGUCUGUGUGCCCUGUGAGAGCAGAGGCCCUGUCCCCACUCACCGUGUCCCAUGACAACACAUGGCACAUGUCCAUGUAAAAUUGUGUAGUGUGGGGCCAAACCUGAUGAGCAGCUAUGAUGACAUGUGUUGGCUACCAUUUAUUGAAUAGAGUUUGUUUCUUGAUCUUAAUUAUUAUACCACAUGAAUGAAACAUGUUUCUUUUGAAAAAUAAAACAACAAAGCACACCUCCAUGUGAUUGGUACUUUCUACUUAGCCUUCUGAUCCAGGAGAGGACGUUCACCAUCAUUUUGUGGAGGAGGUUGGGGAGGUAAAGUAAGAGAGUGAGAUCAAAUAAAGUAAAAAUGAUAACUGUUAUCAGCUGGCUUUAUUUUCACUAAGACAUAAAAGUUACUUUAAACCAUAUCUCAGCUGUUGUUCUGUUGUUUUAAACAUUUCUCAUAGAAUUAAGUGAAAGCCCACUAAUCCCUGAAAGGGAAGUUGUGUGCUCAGGUCCUGAAAAGUGUUUAUGUCUAUUUCUUGAAAUGAAUAUUUUCCCUGCUGGUUACAGAAAGUCGAUGCUGGAACACAGCUGUGCUCUGUGUGUGUCUGCCGGCUUCAUGGGCUGCUCACAGUCAUUUUCAUUUUCUUGUGUUGAAGUGUAUGAAGGUUUUCCAUCAGAUAUUUUGCUCAGCCUUUUCCUAAAUGAGGGGUUGAAUUUUCCACAGGAAAUCUUAUGAAAGAGAGUGACAAGGCACAUGCGUUUCCCAAAAAGCAAUAGUUCAUGUAAUAAACUCUCACAUUGGUGAACUUUUUUAAUACAAGCGAGGAGAAAAUUUUAUCUCUGGGUCAUAUGCCACAAGUCUGUCUUAAGAAAAAUAGAUUCAAAUUUU